Anolis carolinensis (green anole) is the source of this 10378-nucleotide messenger RNA. RefSeq names its product dishevelled binding antagonist of beta catenin 1 (gene dact1). The record is from RefSeq and is a predicted model, not a curated record. The transcript has 4 exons. Lineage: Eukaryota; Metazoa; Chordata; Lepidosauria; Squamata; Anolidae. Gene Ontology annotation, cellular component: cytoplasm. Bases 86 to 2473 code for a protein of 795 amino acids. Gene Ontology annotation, biological process: negative regulation of JNK cascade; negative regulation of canonical Wnt signaling pathway; regulation of Wnt signaling pathway, planar cell polarity pathway.
AGCGGCAGCCGAGGAGGAAGGAUCGAGCGCGCUGCUGGUACUGUCCUGCUUCCUCGAAGGCUGGCGAGGAGCCACCGCAGCCGGGAUGAAGGCGGCUCCAGAGGCGGAGGCCUUGGAGCGGGCCCGGACUCGAGAGCGCCUGGAGGCCACGUUAGCCGGCUUGGCGGAGCUGUCUUUCCUCCGGCGGCGGCAGGAGCUGCGCGUCCAGCGGUGGAUGCCUGCCGCGUUGCCCGCCCAGGAGGCGCCCUCGCCGGCUGCGAAUGCAGAAGGAGCCGCUGCCGCGCCGCGGAGCUUGGAGGAGCAGUUCUUGGAGGAGAACAUCCUCCUCUUAAGGAGGCAGCUGAACUGCUUGAGAAGACGUGAUGCAGGACUCUUGAACCAGCUGCAAGAACUGGACAAGCAGAUCAGCGAUUUGAGGCUGGAUGUGGAGAAAACAGCAGAUGAGCACCUUGAGACGGACAGCCGCCCCAGCUCAGGGUUUUAUGAGCUGAGCGACGGCACUUCUGGGUCCCUCUCCAACUCCUCCAACUCUGUUUUCAGCGAGUGUUUGUCCAGCUGCCCCUCCAGCACCUGUUUCUGCAGCCCGUUGGAUGCCUCCUUGAACAGCUCAGAUGGACGCCCCAAGUCUGCAGAUCUCAUUGGCUGGCUGGAAUGUAACAAGGGAAGCCAACAUGAAGACCAGUCUGCAGGGAUGGCUUCUUCCUCUCCUUCUACACCACACUCCAAUUCCUUGGAUGUGAUUGCUGAUGUGCAUCCAAAAUAUCAGUGUGAUCUGGUGUCCAAAAAUGGGAAUGAUGUCUACCGCUACCCCAGUCCCCUACAUGCAGUUGCUGUUCAGAGCCCGAUGUUUCUUCUGCCAGUGAUCGGUAGUCCCUUGAGAGAAGAGGAAGAGAGAUCUGAUGGCAACACCGCUGAUGUUGAUGCUGGAGCUGAACCUAACUCAGCCAAACCAGGUUCUCCGUGCCUCCCACACAUCCCUCAUUCUGCGUCCUGUCCCACCGCCAGCCGCAAAAUGGACAGCUACAUCUUGAGCCUUGUGCAGAAACGCAUCCCUUCGGUGAGGACUAACAAACCAAGAACCAACCUGAACGCAGACCCCACUAAAGGGAUUUUGAGACACGGAAGCAUGUGCCUUCGUCAGGUGCCGGGCACGGCCCUCCACAACGCUACAACUCUUAAGAAUUUGGGUCAGGUAUUUCCUCCUUCGGGUGGAACUACCGCUGCCAUUGAAAACGGUGCCUUCUCCCCCUUAAAGCAGCACACAAAAGAAACGGAGCAUCAGGAGACCAAAAAGAUGCCUCCCACAAAUGCUAACAACGAACUUCAAAGCAAACCUCCGACAAGGAAUGUCAAAUCCCAAGAGGUGGCACGUUGUCCUGUAGUCGGCAAGGGGGACAUGGGCAAGGAAAGUGGCCAGUCCAUUGUGGCGUGUCCUAAGGAAAGCCCUUGCCGGCAUGGGACGCUUCCGAAGGACAAUAAAGCCACCCACGUUCCCAAAAAGAUACUCUUCAAAAACAGUGGGGUACAAGUAUCUUGCUCCAUUCCUCUGACACAGGAAACUAGGCUUCCCUUGGAUUUCAAGAGCGAAGGCUCAUCCUCUCAGAGCCUGGAGGAGGCUGCGCUGGUGAACGGCUCGUAUAUACCUGCCGAGCCCCAAACAUCGAGACUUCACAAGGGCUCCAGGAGUGUCAAAAUCCUCAAGAGCUCUAUGGCCAAACACAGGUCCCAUCUGGUCACCGUGAUGGAAAACGGGCCACUGGUGGCUCGUGAGAAAGGCAAAUCCAUGAGCAAAAAGUGCCGCUUCCCUGAUGACUCGGAUACAACUAAGAAGCCGAAGAAGGUUGCCGCGAGAGGGAAGAAGAGCAGCCAUUUGCUGCCAGAGACGGGCCUUCUCAACCGCCCGCCGGGUGGGUUGAAAUCCGGAUUGAGGCCCCACGGUCACGGCCGAGAACCCGUGGUAGCCAAACCCAAACAUAAGCGGGCCGAUUAUCGCCGCUGGAAAUUGUCGGCCGAGGUGUCGUACGAGGAAGCCCUUCGGAGGGCGAGGAGGAACCGGAGAGAAGCGGCCGGCGUUUAUGCGCAGGUCCCUCACCCGUAUGCCAGCCCCUAUGCCUACGUGGCCAGCGACUCGGAGUAUUCGGCAGAGUGCGAAUCCCUUUUCCAUUCCACGGUCGUGGAUACCAGCGAGGACGAAAGGAGCAACUAUACGACCAAUUGCUUUGGGGACAGCGAGUCCAGCUUGAGCGGGGUGGAGUUUGUUGGCGAAAGCACCACGACCAGUGACUCGGAUGAGAGCGGGGGCCUCAUCUGGUCCCAGUUCGUCCAGACUCUUCCCAUCCAGGCAGUGGCCACGGCUUCGGAGCUCCACGAAAACGCAGCCAAAGCUUUCGUUAAGAUUAAAGCCUCACAUAACCUUAAGAAAAAAAUCCUACGCUUUCGAUCUGGCUCGCUCAAACUGAUGACGACUGUCUGAAUUUCUACAGGUCAUCAACAGUAACGCCAAUUAUUUUAAUAACGAUAAGGAUACCACACCUGCCUGCUGAAGGGACUUGGGUUUGUGUAUGUGCCUCCAGUGGGUGUGUAUAUAUGUCCGGGUUUUUAUGGAGCCUUGGGUGCUUUUGUUUAGUAUGCAGAAGGCACAAAACUAGUGCUGUCCCUUCUACUCGUUCAAAUGAAGUGUCUCCUAAUUCACAAGAAGUGGGAUGUACAAAUGGAGAAGUCAGUUAUGGUGGUGUAACCUAUUCAGGUGGUCCAUGGCAGCAGUAUUGGUAUUUGUGUAUGUGUGUGUGCAUGUAAAGGUUGCCCAGGGGCCUAGAUACCAAAUCCCAUUUAAUCUGGGAAGCUAAGUAUGGUCGACUCUGGUUAGUACUUAGCUGGGAAACCACCAACAAAUACCAGGUGUUUGAGGCUAUAUUUUCGAGGAAGGAACUGGUAAACUCAGAGGAGCUCUUCUUUGUGAAAAAUCCAUGGGGUUACCAUAAGUCAACAGGUGAAUCGAAGGCAUGUAUUUCAUUUCAAUAAGGUUUGCAUUAUCCAUCAUUUUGCAUGCCUAUACUCGCUUAUCCAACAUAAACGGGCUGGCAGAACGUUGGAUAAGCAAAUAUGUUGGAUAACGAGAGAUUAAGAAGAAGCCUAUUAAACAUCAAAUUAGGUUAUCAUUUUACAAAUUAAGCACCAAAAUAUGUUAUACAACAAAUUUGACAGAAAAAGUAGUUCAAUAGGCAGUAAUGCUACGUGGUAAUUACUAUAUUUACUAAUUUAGCACCAAAAUAUCAUGAUAUAUUGAAAACAUUGGCUACAAAAAUGCAUUGGAUAAUCCAGAACGUUGGAUAAGCGAAUGUUGGAUAAGUGAGAUAACUGUACAUUGAAUCCAAGGAUUGGCAUUUUGCAGCUUUUUAAAAAACUAAAUUGCAGACAUAGUAGAAAGCUGAUGGGAGGGUUAACCCAUUGCUUCUGCACUAUACUUCCAUUGAAAAUUACCCUCACUGUUAAUUCCUGUCUAGCUUGAAAGGAAAGGUGCUAUUGCAAAAAAGAAAAAAUGCCUCAUUUAUCAACUUGUUUGGCAGGGACAGCCUGAAUUAAUCUUCCGUCAUCCCAGAUUUGCAACUGCUUUUAAAAUGUCCCAAUUUCUCUCUCCGCCUCCUGCUUUCUCCCUUUGUCCUCAGUUUACUUCAGUUGCUGCAAACUGAGUUCAGAAUCCAAAUGUAAUUUGCACUGAGUUAACCCAAUUCAACUAAAGGUAGCUUGCAUUCAACUAGAGAGAAAGGAGAGGUGAAACCCUGUGUUUCCCAAGCGGCUCAGGCAAAAGCAAACUGUCCCAGUCUCUUCUCAGUUUGUGUGUUCCUUCUCAUUGGUAACUUGUCAUCUUGACCACUCUGAUGAUGAUGGGCUACACAUAUCCUAGUUUUGAAAUCUGUGAAAUCUUGGAAAGGAUUAAUGUCAGCUUCCUAUCCCUGGCGAAUAACAGCUAGGGAAGAUGGUAAACAGAGACUGUUUUGGUAGAACCAUUUGCUGCAUUCCCAAGGCCACUGAAAGGAAAUAAUGCAAUGGCAUGAUGCAUAAUGUGAUCUUAGAGGUCACCUAAGAAUAUGCAGAAGGAACCUGACAUUUCUAGUUAGGGGUGUAGCUACAAUGUUGGAGACAAAAUGAGACCAAUUCCUCCCCAAGAGUUAUCAGGGUGAAAACUGGAAAAGCCUCCUGUGUCUAGGUUAUUUGGAAGCAGGGAUUUCUGUGUGCAGGUUUAUAUCUGAAGAGUAAGAAAACAAAAAUAGCAGAUGGUUUAAAUCACUUUAAUACAAAGAAAGGAUUCCCUGAAAUGCACAGGCAAGAGCCACUAUAGCUAGAAGUGAAGUCCAAUAAUAUGAACUAUAAAACAGUCAUUAAACCAAAAUAUAAUCCAUGUGUUACCAACACACAUACAUUCAUAGAAAGUAUAACUCUAUAUUCAGAGUUUGUGAGUCCAAUGCCCACCAGAGUUCAUGUUCCACAUGGAGGACUGAAAAAGUCACUAAUUGUGAGUCCAAAUUUAAACGUCCAAGUAAAUGAAUUUCUUUUAUGAACUCCAAUGUUUUAAACAAGUCCAAGGUUAGUCACCAUCCACGACUGGUUUCGACUGUGUAGUCUUCCUCAGGUGGUGGUUAUGCAGGUAUGGAGAACCUAGAGUAGUCAAUUUUGUCCUUCGAGUAUAUAAUUUCAAUGUGUCAUUAUCAAUGACGGAGUGGACCUACAGGGAAUACAUACGAGUGGCUAGAAACACUUGUACAGAAUAAAAAUCACAAAUUACAAAGUAUAGUAAAAGCAUUGAAGACAGGAGCAUGUAUACUCACAUAAGCUCUCCUCCAUGAACUCUCUUACAGAGGUGCUCUGCUACUGGUUUGAUUCCUUAGGCAAGCACAGGAGAAGCAGGUAGAAUCACUUUAAGCCAUAUGAUGAAGGCAUUGUAAUAGCUCAAGAUUUUCCAUGCCUUGGCUCUGUCAUUAAUCCGAAUGGAGGCUGCAGUUAAGAAAUGAGAAGGCAAGGUGUGUGCAUCUGGAAGGAAUUAGUCAAGAUUUUGAAAUACAAUGAUAUAUCACUGAAUGUUAAAGUUAGGAUUGUCCAUACCAUCCUUGUUUCAGUUUCUGUGCGUGGUUGGGAAAGCUAGACAGUGAAGAAAGCUGAUAGGAAGAAAACCAACUCUUUUGAAAAGGUCUGGAUAAUAGUUCUGUUAUUUUUAAAAAGAUGAAUAAAUGGGUCCUAGGGAAAAGUCUAACCCUCCCUAAAGGCCAGGAUGACUAAACUUUCUAGUAAAGGUAAAGGUUUCCCCUGACGUUAAGUCCAGUCUGAGGGUUGGUGCUCAUCUCCAUUUCUAAACCGAAGAGCCGGCAUGGUCCGUAGACACCUCCAAGGUGAUGUGGCCGGCAUGACUGCAUGAAACGCCGUUACCUUCCCGCCGGAGCGGUACCUAUAGAUCUACUCACAUUGGCAUGUUUUCGAACUGCUAGGUUGGCAGAAGCUGGAGCUAACAGCGGGCGCUCACUCCGCUCCCCGGGUUUGAACCUGGGACCUUUCGGUCUGUAAGUUCAGCAGCUCAGCACUUUAACACACUGAGCCAUCGGAGGCUCCAAACUUUCUAAUUCAGUCAUAUUACGAAAAGAAAGAGCACUGAAUGGAAAAGAUAAUGAUGUUUGGUAAAGUAGAAGGCAGUAGGAAAAGAGGAAGGCCACAUUCUGAUCAGUGAUUUUCAGCCUGUGGAUCCCCAGAUAUUUUGGCCUUCAACUCCCAGAAAUCCUAACAGCCGGUAAGUUGGCUGGGAUUUCUGGGAGUUGUAGACCAAAACACCAGGGGACCCACAGGUUAAGAACUACUGUUCGAGAUAGGCUAAAUCAAGGCAGCUAUGGCCUGAGUUUAUAAGACUGGAGCAGGAUUGUUGAGAUUAGGUUGACUUGGAGGUCUCUCAUUCACAGAGUUGCUGUAUGUUGACGUGUUGUUCGCAAAUACAACCGGCGCAGGAGCCCUCUUCCGUUCCAAAUUUGGUUACAGUAGAGUCUCACUUAUCCAACAUAAACGGGCCGGCAGAAUGUUGGAUAAGCGGAAAUGUUGGAUAAUAAGGAGGCAUUAAGGAAAAGCCUAUUAAACAUCAAAUUAGGUUAUGAUUUUACAAAUUAAGCACCAAAACAUCAUGUUAUACAACAAAUUCCACAGAAAAAGUAGUUCAAUACGCAGUAAUGCUAUGUAGUAAUUACUGUAUUUACAAAUUUAGCACCAAAAUAUCACGAUGUAUUGAAAACAUUGACUACAAAAAUGUGUUGGAUAAUCCAGAACGUUGGAUAAGUGAGACUCUACUGUACCUUGCCCUCCCAGCAGGAAUUUCCCUUGAUGACGUUUUCCAUCAUUCCCAUGAUUUUAAGCAUUGCAGUAACUUAUAACUUCACAUAAACAUCUAGCAAUACUGUUUGAAUAGUCAAAGAAAUUGUUUUAUUUUAUUUAUAGUAUUUAAACCUCACCCUUCUCACGCCGAAAGGGACUCGGAGUGGCUUACAGAACACAUACACGGCAAAUACUCAAUGCCAAUUAUGCCCGGGCUGUGGCGCAGGCUGGAGAGCAAGCCAGCUGAAACUAGCUGCAAUGAAUCACUUUGACCAGGAGGUCAUGAGUUCGAGACCCGCUCGGAGCCUAUGUUUGUCUUGUCUUUGUUCUAUGUUAAAAGGCAUUGAAUGUUUGCCUAUAUGUGUAAUGUGAUCCGCCCUGAGUCCCCUUCGGGGUGAGAAGGGCGGAAUAUAAAUGCUGUAAAUAAAUAAAUAAAUAAAUUAAUGAGGACAGACAACAUAGAGGUAAAGGAAGCGUUUCCCAUCUUAUUUCUGUCAUCUUGGAGGCUGUGCUUGACUCUGGCCAUGGAGUUGUGGUGGUGCUGUCACUCCCAUCUUCCAUGCCAAGGAGCUUUCCUCCUGAUCGAUGUUCUUAAAGUCACCUUUAUUAUCUCCCCACUAAAAGUAGUACCUAUUUAUCCACUUGCAUUUCUGCUUUCGACUUGCUAGGUGGGCAGGUGAGCUGGGGCUAACAGCAGGUGCUCACCCCAACCUGGGCUCAAACUGCCGACCCUUCAAUCUGUAGUAUUUUUCUGCAGCACAGCGGUUUACCCUGCUGUGCUAAGCCCGGCCCAGCAAAAUUAUGAAGGAGAUAUGAAUGCAGACAAUGUGAGAUAUUUAGGUAUGAGUAUUUUCACCAUUUCACCCUUUUGGGAUGGAAGGAAAGUUUGAGUUGGGCAGAAUUCUUAUUGAAGGGGGAAUUAUUGGCAUCGGGGUUGUUGUAUGUCUUUUGGGCUGUGUGACCAUGUUCCAGAAGUAUUCUCUCCUGACGUUUCGCCCACAUAAAAGCAUCGUUUUAUGUGCUUCUAGUGCAUCCCAGAACAUGCCAGGAGGAAAAAUGGUUUUGCAAAGACAUGGGUCCAAACUGAGUAAAUGCCUGUGUUGGUUGCAUGUGACAUAUCAGGGGCAGGAAACACACCAGCUCUUUUCUAGUUUACAGAAACGUUUGCGCAUUUGGUUGCUUGAAGAUGCCUUUUGCCACUGCGCAAGCAUCUAUGCCUGGAAACACAACAGAAAUAUAACCAAUCCCUUGCUCUAUGCAGAACCUUUCCUUGGUUUCUGGUGCUAUUCUUCUCCAGAGAUGCCAAAAUGCAGUUGAAUAAUCACCAUGCUUUGGUGAGCAUGUAGGUGCUGAUGUGCACAUAUCUCCCAGCUGAGACAAGGUGCUUUUUGUACAUAGAAUGCCGUUAUGUUUGUGUUCUUAAAGCAAAAAAGAUGCAUGUGUUUUAAACCUUUGAACUGCUCAAACAACAUCACUUGGACCUCAGAUUUUUGUGUCAAUACCAGUGCCUUUAAAGUGGCAAAACAAAGGCCGCUAGGCUAGUUUUUAUCCAAGGGCUGGCAGAUUUGAACGGUCACAGAUUUGGAAUAUAUAGAAACAAGACCUCUAGGCAUGUUUCCUUUUUGUAUGGGUUCAGGCUACAGAAGAUCUGAGCAUUUUGCUGGUCUUUACUUCGGUUUCGACAGAUCCGUUGUUUCUAUAGGACAUUCAGAGAGGCAGAAAUAUGCCAUUUUAAUACAGAGGUGGAAAGAUCAGUGGACUUGAUGGAAUGGGGUGGAAUUACAAUGACACCUUAUCGUCCACUAGUGCAUUUUUGAUUUUCAUCGGCAGGUAAAUAUUUUCAGAAUUUCAUAAGAAUGAAGGAAGUGAUCAGGCGAUGUCCGUAUAAUCCAGUAUGGUCAGCCCUGGAUACAGUAGAGUCUCACUUAUCCAACAUAAACGGGCCGGCAGAAUGUUGGAUAAGCGAAUAUGUUGGAUAAUAAGGAGGCAUUAAGGAAAAGCCUAUUAAACAUCAAAUUAGGUUAUGAUUUUACAAAUGAAGCACCAAAACAUCAUGUUAGACAACAAAUUUGGCAGAAAAAGUAGUUCAAUAUGCAGUAAUGCUUUUAGUAAUUACUGUAUUUAUGAAUUUAGCACCAAAAUAUCACGAUAUAUUGAAAACAUUGACUACAAAAAUGCGUUGGAUAAUCCAGAACGUUGGAUAAGCGAGUGUUGGAUAAGUGAGACUCUACUGUAGUAUCAACUUUCCAAAGUUUCAGGCUUAGGCUGUUCUUUGUCAUCGUCUCAUCCAUGGUCCAAAUCUUGACUUUUGGGGAAAUUUCUCAAAUUUUGAUUGUGACAUGUUCGAUCUCAAACAGCUCUUCAUGUUUUUGUAAGUUUGGAAAACUUUGAAAGCCAAUGUCAGUAUUGAGUGCCAAUUGUUUGAAACUUUGCUUUGAGGUUCUAUUUGCCAAACUGUAUGCAUCCAUAUUGGGAAAUGUUUCAGCGCUAUGGAGACAUGUUCAUAUUUAUUGUACACUGAGAGAGAACAUGACUCUAGGAUUCUCUGAGUUUUUUGGUGCAUUUCUGUGGGCAACAUCUGGCAGAGGUUGGCCAAAGAUCCAUGCUGGAAGAGCUAUAGAUUCCUAGAGAAAUGUUUUCUCAGCUUAAGUAGCAUGUUUUUAUUUGCCAUUUUUCUAUUUCAUGUGGAUCUGGUGCCCUUAAAUCAGGCCUGGGCAAACUUUGGCCCUCCAGGUGUUUUGGACUACAACUCCCACAAUUCCUAACAGCCUACCGGCUGUUAGGAAUUGUGGGAGUUGUAGUCCAAAACACUUGGAGGGCCAAAGUUUGCCCAGGCCUGGCUUAAACACAAUGAAUGUGGAGGGAUGGCUGUAUGUGAUCCCUAUGAUGUGAUGAGAACUAAAUCAUGGCAAUUUCCUUCAAUGGUGCAGUGUCAAGAAAAAAUUAGCUCUGUGCCUUAUACUCAGACUGACAAAAGCUUGUAAAAUAUCAUUGUGUCUCCUUCCUUUCCUCAUGUGUAGUCCAGACGGAACAUAAAAAUAGAUGCAAAUGGGCAUAAUUUCCCCCUCAAAUUUGGAAGCAAUUCUGUUGGAACAAUGUAGUACAACAUGUUUAUGAAGUACCUUGGAUAGUUCUGUUAAUGUUCGGACUAAAGCCCAGACUAGUUUCAUAGACUAAAGAACAUUGGAGCUAGCAAACCUUGAGUAUUAUUAAGAGAGAUAACAAGUACUCUCUAUCUAUUUCCUCUACUCCAGGCAUGACUCUGAACCUUCAUGCUACAUAGCGGAAAAGUUAUGAUUCUACUUGUCUUCACCCCAUGAAAUCAUGGGAUUUCUAGUUUUGUCAGACAGAAAAUUCUAAAUAGCUCUUUCUGAAACUACCUAGUAAGUAAGUAAACUUUUAUUACAGUCAAUGACCGGCUCAUAUCAAGGGUAUCCAGUCCCAUACAUCCAUAUCAAACCCGAAGGGUUAAAUACUUCAAACUUCAAUAAUAAUAAUAAAAAACCAUCAUAACAUUGAAUCAUUUAUUUACUGAAACUACUAAUCUCACAACUCCAUUCAAAGGAACCAUUGCAGUUAAAUUAUUACAACUCUAGUGCUGAAGAACCUCUUGGCUAUGGUCUACCUUACUCUUCUUCUAAACGCAACGCCCUUUCCAAAUAUUGUAAUUUUUGCUCACAGUAGAGUCACUCCAACCCCCAUAAUCUCCAAUUUUUCCAUAUCCUGGUGACUAGAACUGUACAGAGUAUCCCAAGUAUUUAAAUGCCUGGGUCGUUUUCUGACAACGUUCCUCCUUUUGGACUCUGGGCAAAACCCAAAAGGUUUUUGGAUUAUAUUGUGUAAUAUAUGUUUUCUUGAAAUCCACGCAAAUAUGCAUGUUUAAGAGCAUGAGCGUUGACUGUGUUAAUAUUUCCGUCGGUGUCCGAUAAUUCUACAUCAUAAGCAGCUGUGUUUUAUAUCUAUGUAUAAAUCAUAUCGCUUUGUAAAUUUAAUAUAAUUCAACAAUAUGCUGUAAUAAACACUUGUCUUUUAA